This is a messenger RNA of Cannabis sativa, 795 nucleotides long. RefSeq lists its product as uncharacterized. NCBI's taxonomy places the organism in Eukaryota, Viridiplantae, Streptophyta, Magnoliopsida, Rosales, Cannabaceae. The record is from RefSeq and is a predicted model, not a curated record. The transcript is spliced from 2 exons. The coding region runs from base 1 to 795 and encodes 264 amino acids.
AUGACAAGUAUGAGACAAGCAAGACAACUGGGGAGCCAAUGGAGCAAUGAGGAGCUACCCCGAAUGACCAUCACAUUAACUGAGUUAAUGAGGCGGCUGAGGGGAAUGAAGGAAUUGAGGUGGCCCGCCAAAAUGGUUAUUGAUCCCGAAAAAAGAGACAAAAGCCAGUAUUGUGCCUUUCAUGGGGAGCAUGGUCAUCAAGGAGAUGAUAAGAGUCAGGACCAAUCCCUACCUCCAUAUAUCAAGAAGAAUGUGAACAUGAUCUCGGGAGGAUCAGACCUAAGUGGGAAUUCAGUCCGAGCCUCAUUGGCCCACUCUCGCCGGAUCCACUCCAUCAAGGCAAUGACAGUAAUUGAUAAUGAAGGACCCGAUGUGCAGAUAUCAUUCAAUCAAGGGGAGGCUUCUGAGCUAGAACACCCCCAUGAUGAUGCCCUGAUCAUUACCUUAGAUGUGGCCCAUGUUCGUAUGAAGCGAAUGCUUAUAGACACCGGAAGCUCAGCCAAUAUCUUAGUUGCUGAGGUUUUGAAGGAAAUGGACAUUGAAUAUUUAAAGGCCCAAGAGACACAAGUUACUCUGGUAGGAUUCUUAGGGGAAAGUGUCGUCGCUCGAAGUUUCGUUCAACUGCUUGUCUACGCUAAUGGAAUAAACAAGUCAGUCAAAUUCCUAAUUGUGGAUUGUCCAUCAGCCUAUAAUGUCAUGCUCGGCCGACCAUGGAUCCAUGCAAUGAAGGCAGUCGCUUCGUCUGACCAUCAGGUGAUCAAGUUUCCAUGCAAAGGCGAAGUAAGAGAAAUAUGA